This is a messenger RNA of Pangasianodon hypophthalmus (striped catfish), 5176 nucleotides long. RefSeq names its product solute carrier family 6 member 16a (gene slc6a16a). The transcript is spliced from 12 exons. Gene Ontology annotation, biological process: sodium ion transmembrane transport. Gene Ontology annotation, cellular component: membrane. NCBI's taxonomy places the organism in Eukaryota, Metazoa, Chordata, Actinopteri, Siluriformes, Pangasiidae. Bases 294 to 2378 code for a protein of 694 amino acids. The record is from RefSeq and is a predicted model, not a curated record.
GCACCGCACACACGCGCACGCGGUCCCGUUAGUGGAGCUCCAAUGAGCGGUCAGUGAAGCGCACUAGGGCUUCGGUUUCACUACAGAACAGAGUUAUUAGUGAGUUUGGGUAGAAACCCGGCAGAAACGUGGCGUGAGGAUUGAACGUGUGGUCUGUUCAGAGCACGGUGACUUCUGCGUGUUCAGGCAACACAGAGAGAACCUGAGACAGCACGAAGAAAAUAAAGCAAGCAAGUCAGAGGGACAGCUCCACCCCACCUCCUCCCCCAAAAAAAAAAAAAACUUCACAAGAGAUGGAGAAGCCCCCACUGCCAAGCGAUGAAGAUGUUCCUGGGAUGGCCGACAAUCAAUCAGCGAUGACUCUGGUGUCAGAUGAAGGGGCGGGGCCUGACGGAGGGGUGGGGCAGGGGGAGGAUCGUCCUGCAUGGGACAGUAAGCUACAGUACGUCCUUGCCCAGGUGGGCUUCAGCGUCGGGCUCGGCAACGUGUGGCGCUUCCCGUAUCUCUGUCACCAAAACGGAGGAGGAGCGUUCCUGUUGCUGUAUGUGAUGCUGCUGCUGCUGAUUGGAGUUCCUCUCUUUUUCAUGGAGCUGGCCGCGGGUCAGAAUAUUCGGCAGGGCAGCAUCGGUGUCUGGAAACACAUCUCGCCACGCCUCGCUGGCAUCGGCUACUCCAGCUGUGUGGUUUGUUUCUUUAUGGCUCUGUACUACAAUGUGAUUAUUGCCUGGGCUCUGUUUUACUUGGGGAGUUCCUUCCAGUACCCAUUGCCAUGGCAACAGUGUCCUAUAGAACCUGGCGGUAACCAGACAGUGAAGGAGUGUGCUGCCAGCUCUCCCACCUCAUAUUUCUGGUUCCGUAAGGCUCUUGAUAUCUCUGAUUCAAUUGAUCAAUCUGGAGAGUUUAAUCCUGUCAUAACCGGUUGCCUGCUUGCGGCUUGGGCUAUAGUCUGUCUUGCCAUGAUCAAGGGCAUCAAGUCCUCAGCCAAGGUGAUGUACUUCUCCUCUAUUUUCCCAUAUGCUGUGCUUUUCUGUUUUCUCAUCAGAGGUCUGAUGCUGGAUGGAGCCUUCGAAGGACUCACCUACAUGUUCUUUCCAAAAUUAGAGAUCUGGGGUGAGGUGCAGGUGUGGCGGCAAGCUGCCACUCAGGUGUUCUUUGCUCUCGGUUUGGGCUACGGAUCUGUGAUUGCGUACUCCUCCUACAACCCAAUCAACAACAACUGCCACCGGGACGCCCUCAUGGUUUCCGCCAUCAACUUCAUGACCUCAGUCCUGGCCUCGCUCGUUGUCUUCACGGUCCUCGGCUUCCGAGCCAAGAACAUUGCCCUGGAGUGUGUUGUAGAGAAUGUGAGUAAAAUGUCAGAGAUAGCAGCUUUAGGAAAAGCUCAGCACUGGUGGCCGUGGUUCAAUAUGUCCGACCCCAGAUCCGUGGAACUAAAGGAUUACCGGGAGUGGUACAACCAUUAUGGGAGCAUACUAGGCUCAAACAUCACCGAUUGUGACCUGGAGAGAGAAAUGAACAAGGGAGUGGAAGGGACUGGUUUGGCGUUUAUAGCAUUCACCGAGGCCAUGGCGCUGUUCCCGGCCAGUCCGUUCUGGUCGGCGUUGUUUUUCCUCAUGCUCCUGAAUCUGGGUCUGUCCACCAUGUUCGGCACCAUGCAGGGCAUCCUCACGCCACUCAUGGACAACUUUAAACUGCUGGGCCGCCACAAGACACUGCUCACUGUGAUAAGCUGUAUCCUGGGCUUCCUGAUUGGUCUGCUCUUCACUCAGCGCAGCGGGAACUACUUUGUGACCAUGUUCGAUGAUUAUUCUGCCACUUUGCCGCUGAUGAUCGUUGUCAUUUUUGAGACGAUCAGUGUGGCAUGGAUCUACGGUGCUGAUCGGUUUCUGGAUGAUAUAGAGGUGAUGUUGAAAUGGCGCCCUCCAGCGAUCUAUAAGUACAUGUGGAAGUAUGUGUGUCUGCUGGCUAUGGUGGGUCUGCUGACUGCUAGCCUGCUGCGCAUGUUCUUCAAGUGGCCCACUUACACAGCAUGGGACCACACCACGGGGUCUGAGAGCAGCCUGGGAUACCCGGGUUGGGCCUUGGUGAUGCUCGCGUUGCUCAUCACCGUCGCCUCUCUUCCAGUGCCUGCGGGCUAUGUACAUUCCCUUCUCACCCAUAAAAGUGGCCAAUCACAGGCAGAGGGAGCGGCUGAGCAUCACAGAGAACGAUACUCCAAAUGUAGUACCACCGAGCCAGAACUCAACAACCAUCACGCUCCUCUGGAUGAGGACAGCAGCCGACCCCGGACCACCUUCCUGCCCGUGGCUGCAGAUCACUACAGGCUUCUCUCACAACAGGAAGAUGGAGAUGAGGAGGAGGAUGACACAGAAUUGUGAUAAAGGCAGACAAGAAAAAAACAGACAGUUGAAAUAGUGUACUGGAGAAGCGAUUGGACAAGAAAUGACUGAACGGGAUGCUGGAGUGUCUACCAGACAGUUGCCAAGGCGACUGCGCUUACAGUGUAAUUUUAAAGAUUAGGUAUACAGAGCUAGUAAAUGAUAAACUAGACUCUGUGAAUUAGAACAAAAUCUCAAAGCUUGAAAAGAAUCAACACAAUCCACGUUAUCAUGAGUUAGAAACCGAACUGGAGUUGGAUGUAGUGAUGGCACCCUUGAUACUGAAGCACUGAGGCGAGUGUCAAAACAGCAAUAACUUAAACACUAUAUCCGUUCCUGGUUCGUUCUGCUAUAAACACAUCACCAGUGAUGAUCGAUGCUUCGUUCUGGCACAAGCACAUGACUGCUUUGGAAACUGAUUCAAAAGAAAAGCAAACUCUGGCACGCGUUUUGAGUGUUGUUCAAGGAAGUAGUGUAUUUGAGUGAAUUAGUGAUAUAUUUUGUAGUUAUGGAACCAACAAAGAAACAAGGGUGUUCUGAAUUUUUUGGGAAAAACUCGUAGCAGUAAAUCUCGUAUCAGGUAAUCUCUCACGUUUCACAGUUCAGUUAAUCCUACAUGAGGCUUGUCUAUGAACUAAUAGGUGAGGAACUUGGGCUGGGUUCAAUGUAAAUGAAUAAGUAUGUUUGUGUUUCUCAACAAGGUUUAUUGUAAAUAGAUGUAAUCUAACAUAGAAGUAUGCUAUAAGCACAUUUAUUUUCUUUAUACAGGAUUAUUAUUAGUGUUAUCAGUUGCCUUUAUUAUUUAUAAAAAUAAUAUUGCAAUACUUUUUUCAAAGCACUGGAAUGCACCGAUUUGUUAGCUGGAAGCCCAAAACCUAGCACCUAGUAGAUUACUGUCUGUACUGGUAGUCCUGCUUUUGAUCCCAAGAUGCCACUAGCGUGCAUUGUGCUGAAAAGCUUCAAGUAAUGAGCUCUUUAACAAAACAGUUAGGAGGAAGGCUUCAUUUUGCCAUCGCUAGCUGGAUGUAUUGUUUUUGUGUACGCUUAUGUAGUUUACGUUGUUCACCAUUCGCUGUGAUGACUAGAUCUUCUGCUAGACACCACAUGCAACUUACAUUAGCCAGGGUUCCUCUGCAGGUCAUAAAUAUCUGAAACACUAUGACAUUUAAAGGCGAUAUUGGAGCUGAAAAAAUGUGGAAAUUGAACAGUCUUAGAAAAGGCAAAUACGUAUAUUGUUGUCAAAUGCAUGUAGAUUCAAGACACUAAGGUUCAAAAUCCAUUGUCUUUAGACUUUCACUUCUGCAUCAAUACAGCCUUCCUAAAGCAUAUUCAGUGUUAUUAUUAUAGUAUUAUUAUACCCUUUAUGAUACAGUUAUCUUUUAGAAAUAGCAAGAAACAGAUCAGAGAAAAAUAAAAUUCCUAACAAAAUCAAAAGGGUCCUUUGGUGCUUGGACCCCUAAAAAUCAAUCUGGAAAAAGUCUUUUUUUUUUUAAUAUGAAUCAAGGGUCAAGACUCCUUUUAUAAGCAAAAGCAUCGGUGUUAAGUUACGCUGUGGGUGCAUCCCCACCACUUUUUGAGAUUAUAGUCUGUUAAAUCUUUUAUAAGAGCUUGUGGCAGAACCUGAUCCAAAUGUUUUUUUAAAAAUACUGCAUAAGUCUAAUGGUGUUAGUUUCUGAAAGUGGCUUCUGUAAUAAAACUUGAACAGGAACCAGUGCCGCAAACUCCACCCCCAUGUGCGUUUGUGUCUUGGUGGUGUUAUGCAGGUACCAAAAACCAUACUGUAUCAGUACUCUGUGAUCAGUACUGGGUACUCUAUACGUACUGUGCCAAUGGACAAAGCAGUUUUAGCUUUGUGUUGCCAAAGGUAACUGUCAUUUUUACAGUUGUAAAAGGCUUUUAAGGUUUAACGUGCGAAUGCAAUACUAGAGACGCAUGAACUGCAAGAGAAAAUCACCCUUAAACAAUUUUAUCCUACUCGUUUUUGAUUGAAAUGUUGCAGGUUAUGCAAGUCAGCUCGUGCCUAAUACAAUCACCAAGGGCGAAUCCAAGGAUGAAUCCCAGAAAGCACUGUAGCAAAAAUUUCUGCAUGUUGUUUAACCCCUGUUUGUACAAAUCCUGAUAAAAAUAUCCAACUCUACACCAGCUGAGUUAAAACUGGUAGCUGCUAAGCACAGGAUUGAGAAUAGAGCCAAGAAGUGUGCUCAGUGUGUAUGAUCAUUGUGAACACACACCACACUCACAUUCCUGUAUGAUGAGCACACACAACCUGAAACAGCAAGAGGGAUACCGUAUCACUAGCAGUGGGUCUAAUGUGUGGUUUAACGUACAUCAGUAAAUGACUGUGAAGCUACUUUUCUAAUAUAAAAUAAAAUUUUAAAUAAAUCAAGGAUACAUUUUAUUAUAGCUUUAAUAAAAAUCCAUCAGAGAAAAGUGCAGGCACACUAACAUCCACAUAGGAAAAUGGGAACUGGUUAUGUAAUGACUCCUGGAUGCCACGUCAUAUCCAUGAAGCUGUCUCAAAAGUGAAAAAGUUGUGGUUUAUUUGUGGGAUUUUUUUUUUUUUUUGGGUUGUUGAAAGUCACACAUAGACUCUUAUCUUGUAUAUGACAAAUAAAAUGUACAUAGAAGUUGCCCAUGAAGUCUUUCAUCUCUUUUUUCCACUCUUUUUUUUUUUAAUCUGUGAAACUUAAAAGUAGAUCCAGGAGCUUCUGGUGUCAGCUUACAAAAAUACAAAAUAAUGGCCUAAUAAACACAUUAGGUGUAUGAAUUAUAUCCUCCAUGUUCAUGAGAUAUAUAUG